This is a messenger RNA of Melanaphis sacchari, 954 nucleotides long. RefSeq lists its product as uncharacterized. The record is from RefSeq and is a predicted model, not a curated record. The transcript is spliced from 4 exons. NCBI's taxonomy places the organism in Eukaryota, Metazoa, Arthropoda, Insecta, Hemiptera, Aphididae. Bases 85 to 657 code for a protein of 190 amino acids.
ACGCCAUCGACCAGACACCACACUCGCACCACCGCAGUCGGUAGUCACACACAUCUACAAACACAAAUCAAGCACACCCACACCAUGGCUCGUUUCUCGUGUUUGCUCCUGUCCGCCGCCGCAUUGAUAGUCGUCGCUUACGGAUCGCCGCUGACCAACGACAGACAACUACAGGAUGGCAACGGCGGAGACGAGUUGGGACUCACCGAUCAACUGCAGGAGCUCAUCGAGAAACGCGACGUGUCAGUGGAACUCGGAGGCGCCACCGUCACCGUGUCGCCCAGGAACUUAGACGAAAACGAACUGGGUCUGACCCUGAGACUCCCCAGCUCCGCCGAACCCAGAAGCAAACGGCAUAAGCUUAAGAAGAUCCUGAUGCCCAUCAUGGUGUUCGUCAUGCUCAAAGCACUCACACUCAUCCCACUCGCCAUCGGCGUGUUGGGUUUGAAAGCGUGGAACGCACUGCAACUGUCGUUCUUCUCGUUCGUCAUAUCCAUUGGACUGGCCAUCUUCCAGUUGGUGAAGAAAGCUUCCGAAUCACCACCAUCUCUGACCACCCACGACGCCGGUAUCUACGGAGCCCCGCCAGCACAUUACGCCAGGAGCAUCCAGGAACACGCCCAACAGUUGGCCUAUGGUUCCAACCAAGUCAGAUAGAUGUUUUCCAUCUAUGCUGACGCGACUCGCGUGUGUGUGUGUACGUGCGUGCGGUUUAUGUCAUCCCAUUGCUGCUGUGUCUACCGCACGUCAAUUAUACUGCAACAGAAUAAUAUUUAUUUAUUUCGACUAUUUAUUAUAAUUAUUAUUUUUUUAUUUCUACUUUAUUAUUACGAAACUCGAAUGAUUGUAAAUACAUUAUACUUGAUGUUCUUAUUGUUUGUAAAUCCGGUUACUGCAGACCCUGUUAUCGCUUCCGAUUGAGAAAUAUUAUAGUAUAUUUUAUUAAUCUAACUA